CUCUGUCCGACAAAGUGGCCCCAGCUACCAGGCCACCUUAGGUCGUCCGUGGGCCUCUCACGGGCUGGCUGGGAGCAGAGGCCGGCUUAUCUCCCUGGGCCCUGUCUGCUCCUUCGCCUGCGCUCAGGAAGCUGGGGGUGGGGGUCCAGCAGACAGGAAACCCAAGGCCAGCUGGCCGAAGUCUGGAGAGCCCAGAGCAGCUGGCACCCAGCCCUGGUAGCAUGUGGGUGCUCCUGCUGCUGUGGCCCCUCUGGGGUUUGAACACUCUGGGGUUCAGCCCUGAGAGUGGCGCCAAGACCCCCAGUGUCUACGAUGAGGACGAGAGCGCACAGGGAGGGGAUGAUGGCACGCCGGGACCUUGGACCAAGCCCCAGGUGGCGACCCCGUGCCCGUCCCUCCCGCGCAGCUUCCCCGGCUGGCCUUGUGCCAACAACAGUGACACUCUGGAGCUUUGGGACAGCUCUCGGGCACUGCUGUUGGGCUGGGUGCCCACAAGACUGGUGCCCACUCUCUACGGGCUGGCCCUGGCGGUGGGGCUGCCCGCCAAUGGCCUGGCGUUGUGGGUGCUGGCCACGCAAGUGCCUCGCCUGCCGUCCACGGUGCUGCUCAUGAACCUGGCGGCUGCCGACCUGCUGCUGGCCCUGGCCUUGCCGCCCCGCAUCGCCUACCACCUCCUGGGCCAGCGCUGGCCCUUGGGCGAGGCCGCCUGCCGCCUGGACACAGCCGCACUCUAUGGCCACAUGUACUGCUCCGUGCUACUGCUGGCUGCCAUCAGCAUAGACCGCUACCUGGCCGUGGUUCACCCACUGCGCGCCCGCGCCCUGCGAGGCCCGCGCCUGGCGACGGGGCUUUGCGCCGUGGCCUGGCUGGUGGCGGCCACCCUGGCACUGCCCCUGGGGCUGCAGCGGCAGACCUUCAAGCUGUCCCACUCCGACCACGUGCUCUGCCACGACGUGCUGCCCUUGGGCACCCAGCUCUCCUACUGGCGACCUGCCUUCAUCUGCCUGGCCGUGCUCGGCUGCCUGCUGCCCCUGCUGGCCAUGCUGCUCUGCUACGGGGCCACACUGUGUGCGCUGGCCGCCGGGGGCCGCCGCUACAGCCACGCGCUGAGGCUGACUGCGCUGGUGCUGGCCUCGGCCCUGGUCUUCUUCGCACCCAGCAACGUGCUGCUGCUGCUGCACUACUCGGACCCGGGCCCGGAGGCCUGGGGGCACCUGUACGCAGCCUACGUGCCCAGCCUGGCGCUCAGCACCCUCAACAGCUGCGUGGACCCCUUUGUCUACUACUACGUGUCCACCGAAUUCAGGGACAAGGUGCGGGAGGGGCUGCUCCGCUGGGUGCCGGGUUCUGCCACGACUUCCAGGGAGGGGGGCAGCCGGGGCACGGGCACCUACUCCUCCUCCCUUGUAUGA
Messenger RNA from Pteronotus mesoamericanus, 1412 nucleotides. It is a transcript of the gene F2RL3, whose product is annotated as F2R like thrombin or trypsin receptor 3. The coding region runs from base 222 to 1412 and encodes 396 amino acids. The record is from RefSeq and is a predicted model, not a curated record. Gene Ontology annotation, molecular function: thrombin-activated receptor activity. Gene Ontology annotation, cellular component: plasma membrane. Lineage: Eukaryota; Metazoa; Chordata; Mammalia; Chiroptera; Mormoopidae. Gene Ontology annotation, biological process: positive regulation of Rho protein signal transduction; blood coagulation; phospholipase C-activating G protein-coupled receptor signaling pathway. The transcript is spliced from 2 exons.